Lytechinus pictus (painted urchin) is the source of this 1917-nucleotide messenger RNA. RefSeq names its product MAM and LDL-receptor class A domain-containing protein 1-like. The transcript has 6 exons. Lineage: Eukaryota; Metazoa; Echinodermata; Echinoidea; Temnopleuroida; Toxopneustidae. Gene Ontology annotation, cellular component: membrane. Bases 106 to 1437 code for a protein of 443 amino acids. The record is from RefSeq and is a predicted model, not a curated record.
AGUUGAAUGACAAUUCAAAAACUAGGCAAGAGUUUAUAAGAGAUAUUGAUUAGAUUUCAUUCUGUCGAGUAACAUUUUUGAAAAGACAGCUGAUGACCACGGAUAAUGGAUUUACGCUUGAAACAUCAGAUACCAUUAUUAGUGGUGUUACUUUUAUAUGCAGUACAAAAUGGAGCUUCAACGGACUGUGAUUUUGAGAUUGACGAGUGUGGAUGGGAGCAACUCUCAUCAGACUAUGAUAUGUUUGACUGGAUCAGGAAUAGUGGUCCUACAUCCACUCUACAAACAGGACCCAAAGUAGACCAUACUCUACGAACUACAUUGGGGCACUACAUGUACACCGAGGCAUCAUCGCAAUCACCCGGUGAUUACGCAAUCAUGCGAUCACCUGACAUCGUCCACCUUGACAGCAGCACGGCUAGGAACCUCUGUUUUGCGUUCUCCUAUCACAUGUACGGACUCCACGUAGGAACACUCGACUUGUACUUCUCCAAGUCGGCGACGAGCAUGCACAAGGGCGAUUUGGUGUGGUCGAUGAGUGGCGAGCAAGGGGAUCGCUGGAUCGAGAAGGAGAUCAGGGUAACGGAUUUUAUCUCGACAUCGAAGUCUGGAUAUUUCAUCUUCGAAGGUCGGAUUCUGACCUAUACCUCCGAUAUGGCCAUCGAUGACAUCUCCUUGGGACCGUGUUCUGCCCAUCCAUCACCGAACUCUACGCGAGGAGCGUCUACAGAAAGACCCAGAUCUACAUCUCACAAGUCAACAAAGACGAUAACCAGUCACCCAAAUGACCCGAAUGACUCGAAAAUUGCUUUAAAUAAUGCUGCGUUGAAAUGUGAAUUUGACACUGAUUUCUGUGGAUGGCAGCAGUUAACUACAGAUGUAUUUGAUUGGACACGACACAACGGCCCCACAUCAACUCUCAACACUGGGCCAAGUAAUGACCACACGUAUGGAACUAUGGCUGGCUACUACAUAUACACGGAGUCAUCCUGGCCGCGAUCUCAGAAUGAUUACGCUGUCAUACGUUCUCCUGGUGUCCCACUUGAGAGCACUGAUAUCGACCGAUGCUUUAAGUUCUUCUAUCAUAUGUGGGGGUUGAAUAUUGGCACACUCAGCUUGUACUUUUCGACAUCAGGGACGAUCACGGACCAGGCCGUCGUGGUCUGGUCGAUGAGCGGUCCUCAGACGAACGCCUGGAUAGGAAGAGAGAUACGGGUAACGGAUUUCAUCUCCACCUCCACAUCCGGGUAUUUCCUUUUCAAAGGACAGAUUGACAGUUACACCGCUGAUAUGGCUCUAGAUGACAUCUCCUUGGGCUCUUGUACUGGUAAAGAUUUAUUUUCUCUCUCUAAAUCCAAGAUGGUCAUCUCAAUAAAUGGCGAAAACAGUUUCAUCCAUAGUGUAGAUACAGUUCAUUUUUUAAACAAUAUUGUAUGAGCGUCUUGUUAAUUUAUGAGACAUUUGCCAUAUAAGUCAUUAGAAAGCCUGUGUCAUUAUGCAUGAUAUGGGUAUUUCUUUUUUGGGUAUUCAUACAGUGUAUAAUUUACUAAUAUAUGUUUGUUAGUUUUUGCAAUCAAUAUUACCACAACACAAAACAAAUAUAGUGAUGUAUAAAUGAUAAUCAUAAUGUUUUAAAUAUAAAUCAAUUGAAAUUUUAGUCCACUGACGUAAAUUCCGGGGAUGAGAGAUAUACCCCACACUUUCAGGGAGGGAGGGGCAUGAAGGGGUGGCGUAUACAAACAUCUCUAGCUGAAUUUCCUAGAAGGAAGCGAAAAAAAACCGCCAGUUACUACUAGUAGUAAUACUAAAAGUGCGCCCCGGAAUUGAUAUUUUUAGAUGAUGAUGAUGAUGAUAAUAAUAAUAAUAAUACAGAAUAUGUUUUGUAUAUAGCGCAUUCACAUCUCAAUGCGUGUAAGG